Molecule: messenger RNA, 3566 nt
Organism: Pundamilia nyererei
Lineage: Eukaryota; Metazoa; Chordata; Actinopteri; Cichliformes; Cichlidae
Gene: b3gnt2b
Product: UDP-GlcNAc:betaGal beta-1,3-N-acetylglucosaminyltransferase 2b
Exons: 3
Coding region: 377-1570 (397 amino acids)
Biological process (GO): poly-N-acetyllactosamine biosynthetic process; protein O-linked glycosylation
Cellular component (GO): Golgi membrane
Molecular function (GO): UDP-glycosyltransferase activity; hexosyltransferase activity
Source: RefSeq, a predicted model, not a curated record
GGUGCCGCGACCGCGAGUGCAGUCACAAUUGAGACGGUUAAAAAAUAGACCAGUCGCGAUAAGCAGCAGAUCUCGGCUGUUAGCGGAGGGAAAACACGGGAGGUCCUCGGUAAACAGACGACGAUUAGCCACCGGAAACGGCACGUGAUGGAUUUAUUUCACUAUUUCGCCGCUGUCGGAGUGUCUCUAGGCUGACUGCCAAGCAAAUUCAGUCUUUUCUCUGCCUCCUCCCCUUCCCGAUCCCUUUUCCCCAUUGGCUGUUGUCCCCAGACAGUGCACAAAAGUAUGGGGUAAAAGUGCUGAGGAGACACCAGGAGAACAAGAGCUGAAGAGGCCCACUCACCUGCACAGGUGUCGGCGUGUGCGGUAAUCUGUCAUGGGGCUGCUGCCAAAGAUGAGGCUUAAGGUUGUGGUGUCACUGACUAUGGUCAACCUCUUUAUCUUCAUCAUCAUCUCGCGGAACAUCAACCAAGACAAAAGUGGACAUCAAAAGAUUCUUAUCCCUUCCAAACGCUUCUGGGCUAAAGUGGCUCCCAGCUCGGCCUACUGGAACCGCCAGCAGCAGAUUCUGGACGUUCACAGCAAUCACAUCUUCAUGACGAACCGCAGCAGCGACAUCCCUGAGUGGCUCAAUGACACCAGUUUGACAUCCAACGUCUGUCAGCCUAACCUCAGGGUGACCACUCAGGUAAAAGAUUACAACUCCCUGCUGCCCCGCUUCAAGGACUUCCUGCUUUACAUGCGCUGCCGCUCCUACCCGAUCAUUAUGGACCAGAUGGAUAUCUGCAAGGAGCCACCGUUUCUGCUGCUGGCUGUCAAAUCGCUGGUGCCUCACUUUGAUCGCCGCCAGGCCAUCCGCCAGUCCUGGGGAAAAGCAGGCGUAUUAGCCAAUCGAACAGUGGUUACCAUUUUCCUCCUUGGUAACGCAACACCUGGAGACCACCACCCAGAUCUGUCUGGUAUGCUGCAUUUUGAGAAUGCCCGCCAUAAAGACAUCAUCCAGUGGGAUUUCCGUGAUUCGUUUUUCAAUUUGACUGUCAAAGAAGUUCUUUUCCUGGAGUGGAUCCAGGCACGUUGCUCCGGCGCCCAAUUCAUCUUCAAAGGCGACGACGACGUCUUCGUUAACACCUACCGCAUCAUGGACUUUCUCAAGGGGCUCUCGGGACCCAAAGCCAAGGACCUGUUUGUGGGUGAUGUGAUCACGAAUGCGGGGCCCCACCGAGACAAGAGGGUCAAAUACUUCAUACCAGAGAGCAUGUAUGUUGGAAUCUACCCACCGUACGCAGGAGGAGGCGGCUACCUUUAUUCAGGUGACAUCGCCUUUCGCCUGCAUAACGCAUCUCAGCGCGUAGCGCUGUACCCAAUAGAUGACGUCUACACGGGUAUGUGUCUUCGUAAGUUGGGGCUGGCCCCCGAAAAGCACAAAGGCUUCAGGACUUUUAACAUAGAGGAGAAAUACAGGUCGAACCCCUGCGCUUACAAGAGCUUAAUGCUGGUUCACCCAAGGACCCCACAGGAGAUGAUCCAGAUCUGGGCCUGGCUCAGUAGACCCAACCUGACCUGCCAGUGACUACAGUCAGUCUGAAAACAUGUCAGGAUAGAUCACAAGGAAGGCCAAAGAGCCAAAUAUUUUAACUUGAACUUUAAAAGUUGGCAGCUUUAAGUUAAGAUAUUACUACGAUGUCCACACGGAUCCUCUGCCUGGUUGAGCGUUGUGGCCUGAAAAAAUGAAGGCGGUGCCGAUUUUUCACAUUUUGUAUUAUGGCUCUAUUCCACAGAGGAGUUAACUCUGCUUAACUUUCAAAGGACCUUCACCCAAAGUGAAUAUCUUUGAGUUCAUAUAUUUAUAUCACAGCUAUUUAUAUGGCCUUUAUGUGCUUUAACACUGUCACCUCCACCACAAAGUGUCUCAAUGCUGUAUUAAAUAAAUGAGAGCUGGAAAGUGUCUGCCUGGCACCCAAAGGUCGUUUUGGUAAAGCUAUAACAUGCUGGUCAGGUUAUUGAAGUGAGUAAAAGCAAUUGAUUGCUUUCUGAACACUGAAAAACAGUAGUUCCUGCAUUCCCGGUGAACACUUCCUCGUAGUCAUAGCUGGAGGCUUAGAUUGUGCUGCUAUUUCCAACCACACUCCCAGAAGUAUUUACUCACGACUCUAAAGCUCAGAGUUUUUGUUCACAUCAUUUCCUCAGUUUCCACUGGUGAGACUCUGCUCUCAGUCAGCCACAACAUUAAACCCACCUGCUGAAAUGUUUUUUUUAAAGGCCAGGUCUCUUUACCGAAGCCACCUUUGUGGUUUCUUAAAAGCAGUUCCCUUAAUUGGUGUGGCUGAUCAACGUUGGAGCAAUUAAAAUGAGACAGGGAUGUCUAGCCUCGCUCUCCACAGCUCGGCCGGUCGGGGCUCAGAGAAAUCCAAAUGCUGGUCUAAAUCAGCUUCAGGUUCAAAAAGGUUUAACAAAAGCCCGAAGUACAUUUUCACAGGUGUGUCAUUUCAAGCGUUCGGUGUGACAUAUUUGCUAUGUGCCCGUGGAAAGCGUUGAAUGAGGAUAAAUGCUGCUUUACUGUGACCUGAGUGAGUCUAGAUUCUUUAAAACAGGCUGAACACGUACAUACACAAAUUGUUACUUGAUUAAAGUGUCCGUGGGUUUUGCAAGAGACUCUUAAGGGUUCUGUGUGUUGGUGAAAGCUUUAAAGUGUGUGUGAACUUGUUUUAUUUAAAAGUUGAUCCUUAGCUCAUUGUUGUUUAGCUUCAUUCACCUGACAAGAGACAUCCUGCACAUAUUUACCUUUCCCUCGUAUUUCAUAAAAUUCCUUCUGAGCAGUAUUGUAUGCACGACAAGGUGAGAUGCUUGACUCGCACACAGCAUGAAGGGUAAUGGUGUUACUUCGUCUCUGUUAGAGCUCCCCCUGCUGGUCAGCGUGGCGGCAACAAAACAUUUUUUGCAAGAGCUUUGUAAACAGUGGCGAUCCCACGACUCCCAAACUGCCAACCACCUGAUUUAUUUAAAGCAUCGGCUUAUUAAUUAUCUCUGUGUUAGUCUCUACAUCCUCCGUAUAUCCGUUAUGUGACAUUUGGAAAUCAUCUUACAGACAAUCGCACCAGGUCUCUUGUUUUUUCUCUUUUCUUUUUGAACUUCAGUAUAUUCAUGCAGGAUAAGACCAACACUAAAAAGAGAAGAUAAGAACCUGAAAGACGUGUAUUUCAUGCUUCUGGAUUAUUUAAUAUUUCACUUGUUGUGUGCAUAGCGCUGUCACUGCUGACAUACAUGCCGUUAAUCGUUGCACUCCUCACUGUGUAGUUUUGCGGCUGCCUGAACUGUUUACAUCGCUUUCUAAUUGUUGCUUCACCCUGAUGAUUGUCUACAGGUGUGUGGGUGUUGAAUUUGUUGAUUGGAAAAGGUGCACAAUUUAUCCAAGUUUGAACAGUCAGUGUUUUUCUGGCCUGAAUGUCCCGAAUGUGUCCAAGCUGGGGAUCAUGAAGGAAAUUCAGCUGAAUGUAACGAGGCCUGUGGCUGUUCCUUCAUUGUGUGUUUUUUCUAUUUAAUCAAAGUUUUUGUGGAGUAUCUGUGUU